Molecule: messenger RNA, 729 nt
Organism: Asparagus officinalis (garden asparagus)
Lineage: Eukaryota; Viridiplantae; Streptophyta; Magnoliopsida; Asparagales; Asparagaceae
Product: ferredoxin-thioredoxin reductase, variable chain-like
Exons: 2
Coding region: 1-531 (176 amino acids)
Biological process (GO): photosynthesis
Source: RefSeq, a predicted model, not a curated record
AUGGGUAUCGAAGUGAAUCCACCAUUCUAUAUUUAUAGGAGGAUCCAAAGAAUUACUGUUCAUGCUAUACUAAAUAUUACAAUCCAAUGCCAACCCCGGCAGCACCCCUACAUCUCCUCCUCCCUCCCGAUUCCCGCCAGAAUCCCAUCGCUCGCCGCGUCGAGAAGAUCGAGGUCGGUGGGCGUCAAGAUCCGUUGCCAGGUCGCCGUCCCCACCGACGUCUCCUCCUCCUCCUCCUCCUCGUCGCCGCCGCUCACCGACGAAGAGCUCGAGGCUGAAUCCAAGGUCGGGAGGAGGAUCAGGGUCAAGUCCCCGUUGAAGGUCUACCACGUCCCCAAAGCGCCGGACUUGGACCUCGGGGGGAUGGAGGGGGUGAUCAAGCAGUACGUCGGGGUCUGGAAGGGGAAGAGGAUCUCGGCGAAUUUGCCGUUCAGAGCCGAGUUCUUCGUCGAGGCUCCUGGGCUGGGGAAGCCGGUCAAGGUCGUGGCGCAUUUGAAGGAGGACGAGUUCGAGUACGUGGAGGGUGAAUGAGGGUUGAGCUCCCGCCGGAGGAUUCGACGGGUUCGGGGGGGCUUUUGCAUAUAAUAACGUGAUGUAAGAUACUACUCUCUGUUAUUUUCAGAUGAUUUGAUAGUAAAGAGGAGAUGGUGAUUCUGUAGCUUCACUCGGGUAGGCCUCUUAUCUGCUUUACUUCCUUUUCAUGGUUAAUCCAGUGAAUUUGAAUGGAAA